AUGCAGCGGUGGCUCCCGGCGAUCCUCCGCCGCGCGGCCCCCGGCGGCGGCGCGGCGCGGCUCUUCUCCUCGUCCUCCCUCCUCUUCGACGAGACGCAGGAGCAGUUCAAGGAGAGCGUGCACAGGUUCGCGCAGGAGGCCAUCGCGCCGCACGCCGCGGCGAUCGACGCCUCCAACCGCUUCCCCACAGGCGUUAACCUGUGGAGGCUCAUGGGGGACUUCAACCUCCACGGCCUCACCGCGCCGGAGGAGUACGGCGGGAUGGGGCUCGGCUACAUGUACCACUGCAUCGCCAUGGAGGAGAUCAGCAGGGCCUCGGGGUCCGUCGGCCUCUCCUACGGCGCGCACUCCAACCUCUGCAUCAACCAGCUGGUCCGUCAUGGCAACCCUGAGCAGAAGCAGAAGUAUCUACCCAAGCUGAUCAGUGGCGAGCAUGUCGGGGCGUUAGCAAUGAGCGAACCCAACUCUGGCUCUGAUGUGGUCAGUAUGAAAUGCAAGGCUGAGAAAGUGGACGGCGGCUUUGUCAUCAAUGGGAAUAAGAUGUGGUGCACGAAUGGGCCUUCUGCUCAGACACUGGUUGUGUAUGCAAAAACGGAUUUAGCUGCAGGGUCAAAAGGAAUAACUGCAUUCAUAAUCGAGAAAGGGAUGCCUGGGUUCAGUACUGCUCAGAAGUUGGACAAACUUGGCAUGCGAGGAAGCGACACGUGUGAGCUUGUUUUCGAGAACUGCUUUGUGCCACACGAAAAUGUUCUUGGUGAAGAGGGCAAAGGUGUUUAUGUCAUGAUGUCAGGGCUUGAUCUGGAAAGACUUGUAUUAGCUGCAGGUCCCAUUGGUCUUAUGCAGGCAUGCCUUGAUGCCGUACUUCCAUAUGUUCGCCAGAGGGAGCAGUUUGGCCGUCCAAUUGGUGAAUUUCAGUUCAUACAGGGUAAAAUGGCUGACAUGUACACCUCGCUGCAGUCAUCAAGAUCAUUCGUAUACUCAGUUGCUAGGGACUGUGAUAAUGGCAAAGUUGACCGCAAGGAUUGUGCAGGAGUAAUUCUUUUUGCUGCUGAAAAGGCAACCCAAGUUGCACUUCAGGCAAUCCAGUGUCUUGGUGGCAAUGGGUACAUAAAUGAGUACCCAACUGGUCGUCUCCUCAGAGAUGCAAAGCUGUUUGAGAUUGGUGCUGGUACUAGUGAGAUAAGAAGAAUGAUAAUUGGCCGUGAGCUCUUCAAAGAGGAUUGAAAUUGUUAUUUUGCAAGCCAGAUAUCAAUAGAUGUUAACUGGAGGAGGUUUACAAGUCAGUCGGUGGCCUAAUAUAUUUUGCUCCACAUAUGCGAUUUUCACAACCUAUAGGCUUCUGGAGGGGAUGAUUUCUUGACUAUAAGCUUUCUUUUCUGGACUUUGAGCCUUCUGUUUCUGCCUCAAUGCGCCCCACUCAAUGGCCUCUGCAACUGCUUUUUGACGAUCAUAUGCACUCUUAUCUUGCUUGGAGCUGCUAGUUGAUGAGGGGUCUUCAACUUGUUUCAUCUGGGGUAUAGGACCAGACUUAUAUUUAUAACCAGCAGGCACUUCUGCAAGGAAUCCCAGUGCCACAACAGCAUCACUCAUGUAAGGCCGGACUGAGGCUUCCUCUUGUAAGCACAUCGCUGCCACGCCCACUGCCUGGCUCAAGUCUCUUUCUGGAUAUUCGCCUCUGAGAAGAGGGUCUACUAGCUCACUGUACCUCUUCCUGUCUCUCAGCAUGGGCUUGACCUGUUGAUCACACAUGAAUUCAACAGCCAGAAAACCUUGUACCAGAAUAGUUCUAUGAUUAAUUUAUGACUGUUCAUAUGCAUUUACUACUACCA
Panicum virgatum (switchgrass) is the source of this 1829-nucleotide messenger RNA. Its product is annotated as isovaleryl-CoA dehydrogenase, mitochondrial. Gene Ontology annotation, cellular component: mitochondrion. NCBI's taxonomy places the organism in Eukaryota, Viridiplantae, Streptophyta, Magnoliopsida, Poales, Poaceae. Gene Ontology annotation, biological process: L-leucine catabolic process. Bases 1 to 1224 code for a protein of 407 amino acids. The transcript is spliced from 14 exons. The record is from RefSeq and is a predicted model, not a curated record. Gene Ontology annotation, molecular function: 3-methylbutanoyl-CoA dehydrogenase activity; flavin adenine dinucleotide binding.